Molecule: messenger RNA, 1728 nt
Organism: Penicillium salamii
Lineage: Eukaryota; Fungi; Ascomycota; Eurotiomycetes; Eurotiales; Aspergillaceae
Source: the annotation of a GenBank genome assembly
AUGCCGCCCAAAUGUAUUGUUGUUGGUGGCUUGAACGGCAAACUCCGACCUUUUUUCACUAAGCUUGGCAAACUCCAGCCCAAGCAGAACUUCUCUUUUGCAAUCAUUCUCGGCAAUCUCUUCGGUGAUUGCUUGGCCGAAGAUGAGAUUGCGGAAGUCAAUGCGCUGCUACAAGGUGAGAUAGAGGUUGCGUGUCCAACCUAUUUCAGUCUUGGAAACCGCCCUCUUCCCCCUCAAGUGGUCAAGAAGAUUGAAGCCGAUGACGAAUUAUGCUCAAACCUUUUCUUCUUGGGGAAGCGGGGAACUCUCAAGAAUAUGGAGGGUAUCCGAAUUGCCGCUCUGGGUGGAACUCUAGGAGAGUCGACCGGUGAUUCCAAGCCUGAGAGCAAUGCUAGUGGCAAAUUCCAGCCAACAUACAGUGAGGCUGAUGCGCGUGCAUUGUUCGGUAUCCACAAAACAGAUAUCCUCAUCACCAACCAAUGGCCCAAAGAUGUUCGCCUCGGAUCAAACCAAAAGGUCUCUGGGGAUGAAAGCUCCCUGCCAGCCGAGCUUCAGUGUCUGGCUGAUGUCUCUGCCACCCUCAGACCACGAUACCACUUCUCCAGCUCAGAUGGUGCCUUCUUCGAACGCGAGCCUUUCUUCCACAUGCCGACAGAAGAAGGUGCUGGCUAUCAGACGACACGAUUCAUUUCACUGCCCGAAUUCGGAUCACGGAAGGAUGCGAUGUACGCCUUUAACCUAGACCCUACAACCCCACCUCUGGUCAGUAUUCCGCCUGGCCAUACCAUCUGCCCUUGGUCAGCGGCACAAAGCAGGCGCAAAACUCUCCCAAGUCAGAAAGAAUCGUACCAGCGCUUUGCUCCCUCAGACGUCGACAGAGACCCCGGCUUUAAGAGACGCCACAAGCAACGCGCUCCUCCCCCUGGUCCAGAUCAAUGUUUCUUCUGUCUGGCUAACCCCGACAUCUCCACUCACCUCAUCACAUCCAUCGGUGACCACAGCUACGUCACCACAGCCAAAGGACCCUUGCCAUCAGAAAACUUCUUCCCCUCCCUGGGAUUCCCAGGCCACAUGCUCAUCAUCCCACUCGAGCACUCUCCCACAAUCGAUCUCAUCUUCGAUCCUGAAACUCGCGUCUCCACCUUCACCGAGAUGCAACGCUAUCGUGAAUCCCUGAACCAAAUGCUCAACGAGCAAUCAGGCGGUAAACUUGGCUCUGUGACAUGGGAGGUCAGCCGGUCAAACGGUAUUCACACACACUGGCAAUUCCUUCCAAUGCCAGUAGAAAAGAUCCGCGGACGUCUCGUAGAAGCCGCAUUCCAAAAGGAAGCUUCCAACCUGGACUAUGCGAAAUUCAAGACCAUCCAAGACCACAAGAAAGUCCACGAACACGGCAUGAACGAUUACUUCCGUCUCUUCAUCUGGACUCCACGCGUUGAGGGCGAGCAAAAGAGCGAAGGUGAAGCUCAGGACUUGUGGUCUGCCGCUGGUCACAAGGGCGUUUACCAGACUCAAUCUGGAGAGGAAAAAAUCACCAUGAUGCCCAUUGUGCCUGAGACUCGAUUCGAUUUACAAUUUGGUCGUCGUGUCAUGGGUAAAUUGCUACUGUUGGAUAAACGGUUGGGCUGGAAGGAUUGCACACAGACGGAGGAUGAAGAGACCAAGGAUGCCGAGGCUUUCAAAGAAGCAUUCAAGAAGCAUGACUUCACCGUGGAAAUGGAAGAGUAA